Vollenhovia emeryi is the source of this 510-nucleotide messenger RNA. RefSeq lists its product as uncharacterized. The coding region runs from base 1 to 510 and encodes 169 amino acids. Lineage: Eukaryota; Metazoa; Arthropoda; Insecta; Hymenoptera; Formicidae. Gene Ontology annotation, molecular function: nucleic acid binding. The record is from RefSeq and is a predicted model, not a curated record. The transcript has a single exon.
AUGAUUGCCCAAACUAUCGAAAAGUCGCAGAAAAGGUGGGAUAGAUUCAUCCCGGAAAUUGCCUAUGCGUAUAACACCGCGCACUGCGAAUCAACGGGGUAUACGCCAGCUUACUUAAAUUUCGGCCGAGAAUUGCGACCGUCCGGGAGUGUAGGCCAAAUAACUGUAAAUACCGAGAAGGAAGAUCCCGAAACGCGAAUAAAACAGCUCCGUGAAGCGCUGGAACUCGCGAAAGUAAAAUUGGCGCAGAUUUUUCAGCGGCAGCAGCACCACUAUAAUCUCCGGCGCCGCGAUUGGAGGCCCCGAAUCGGGGAGGAAGUGUGGAAGCGCACGCACGAGUUGUCCAGCAAAGCAGAGGCUUUUAACGCGAAACUCGCAGCUAAAUUCGAGGGUCCUUUUAUCGUUCACCGGGUGCGAUCGCCUGUGGUCUUCGAUUUGAAAACCAUCGACGGAAAAAAUACCGUGUCGCGUGUACACGUACGCGACCUCAAAUCAAACCAGACACGUUAA